AUGCCAGGUGAAGUGAUUACCCUCCAAGUUGGCCAAUGCGGGAAUCAAGUUGGUUUAGAGUACUGGAAUCAAAUGGCUCUAGACUUCGGGCUAGCUCCAGAUGGAACGCCCCAGCCCUACAAAAGUGACGAACUUGCUUUUGAAACAGAUAGCCAAGCAUUUUCCCAAAAACCCCCCUCUCAACGUGAAGACGUUUUGGAGUCGUUCUUCACCCUCAGUGAGCAGAAUAAGUAUACUCCCAGAUCGAUCCUAAUAGAUUUAGAGCCCUCAGUGGUGACAAAAGCCACUGCGAAGCUUCCGAUGUUCAAUCCAAGAAAUGUGCACCUUAGUGAAACUGGAAGUGGUGCAGCUAACAAUUGGCAACACGGCUAUGCGUAUGGAAGAAAUCAUGAAGAAGAACUCACGAACUUGAUAGAUAGAGAAUUGGAUAAGUGCGAUAAUUGUUCUGCUUUCCAGCUUAUGCAUAGCGUUGCUGGAGGCACGGGCUCGGGGGUGGGCAGCUUGUUGCUUGAGCUUUUGAAUGACAGGUACGGCAGCAAAAAAAUUGCUAGCACCUUCUCUGUGUUUCCUUCAAAUGAAAAGACUUCGGACGUGGUUGUUCAGCCCUAUAAUACCAUGCUUACCCUACGGAGGCUUAUUGACUUCGGUGAUGCUACAUUCGUGUUCGACAAUGAUUCGCUAAACACGUUGGGCAACAUGUUCAUCGGGUCUGGCUUGGAAAAGAAUUUAAACUGCUCAACUGCCUUCGAAGGUGCCAAUAAGCUCAUAUCAUAUGUCGCCGCUGGGAUCACAAACCCACUAAGGUUUCCAAGCUACAUGUACAGCUCCUAUGAAUCAAUUAUCUCGACAGUGGUUCCGACGCCAGAGCUCAAAUUUCUCCUGUCAUCAAUUGCUCCUUACUCAAACAUCCCUGGUGUCGUACCAGCCCAGAACUACGUCAGCUUGAAUGAAUAUGACAUUAUUCUUGAGCUCCUUAAUGACAAGUAUAAACUUAAUAGCUGCAAAGAGCCUCUCAAGUACAUCAGUGUACUUGACUAUGUCAUAGGUAGCAAUCUUGACCAAAAAGAGAUCAGAAGAGGUAUAAUAAAGGCCCAGCAGCGCGUGUCGUUUGUACCAUGGGCGCCACACUCAAUAGGCGUUGUGAAUGGAAAACAGUCCACUUUCACCAAGCCGAAGAGCAAACGAUUGAGUGGAAUACAGAUUUCGAACAACACUUCAAUUGUACAUCUAUUCGGAAAAACUGUGAAACAGUACGAUUUGCUUGCAAAGCGAGCUGCUUACAUAAAUUUCUAUACCGCAUCAAACGAUGCCUCUGAGAGACAAGAAGUCUUAGAUGCAUUUGAAGAGUGCAAGGAAAGCGUUCGACAAACCAUUGACGAGUACAAAGCUUGCACUAAAGAAUCCUAUUUUGGAGACGACAUAAUGGACGAAGAUAUGUUGUAA
Molecule: messenger RNA, 1443 nt
Organism: Candidozyma auris
Lineage: Eukaryota; Fungi; Ascomycota; Pichiomycetes; Serinales; Metschnikowiaceae
Gene: TUB4
Product: gamma-tubulin
Exons: 2
Coding region: 1-1443 (480 amino acids)
Biological process (GO): cytoplasmic microtubule organization; meiotic spindle organization; mitotic spindle organization
Cellular component (GO): nucleus; cytoplasm; gamma-tubulin complex
Molecular function (GO): structural constituent of cytoskeleton; GTP binding
Source: RefSeq, a predicted model, not a curated record